AUGGCUACUGACGUUGCCCUUGAGACUACAAUGGGAACCAUCAUCCUAGAACUCUACAACCAACAUGCACCGCGCACAUGUGAGAACUUCAAGACUCUGGCAGCUCGCGGCUACUACGACGGGACCAUAUUCCACCGAGUAAUCAAAGACUUCAUGGUGCAGGGCGGCGACCCAACAGGGACAGGCCGUGGCGGGCGCAGCAUUUAUGGCGACACGUUUGAGGAUGAGAUUCACCCUGGGUUGAGGCACACGGGAGCGGGCAUUCUCAGCAUGGCCAAUGCCGGACCCAACACCAAUGGCAGCCAGUUCUUCCUUACGUUAGCACCGACGCCGUGGCUGGAUGGAAAGCAUACCAUUUUCGGGCGGGUGAAGAAGGGUAUCCGGGUGUUGCAGCGUAUGGGACUGGUGCCAACAGAUGCUGAUGACAGGCCUAAGACGGAGAUCAAGAUCAUAAGGGCUUACGUUGUGGGUGAGGGCGAGGAAGACGACAAGCAGUUGGUUUAA
Thermochaetoides thermophila DSM 1495 is the source of this 504-nucleotide messenger RNA. RefSeq names its product putative cis-trans protein. Gene Ontology annotation, biological process: protein peptidyl-prolyl isomerization; protein folding. The record is from RefSeq and is a predicted model, not a curated record. NCBI's taxonomy places the organism in Eukaryota, Fungi, Ascomycota, Sordariomycetes, Sordariales, Chaetomiaceae. The transcript has 3 exons. The coding region runs from base 1 to 504 and encodes 167 amino acids. Gene Ontology annotation, molecular function: peptidyl-prolyl cis-trans isomerase activity. Gene Ontology annotation, cellular component: catalytic step 2 spliceosome.